AACCGAAGCUUCUCCAUACGUUCGAGUAAAGGGCAGCGCGCAGGCGCCCAAAAUGGCGGAGGCGGCCACGCAAAUCGCAACCGAGGCGGUUUUCUCAAGUCGCUGCGCGGCCCGCUGAACCACCAGCCCGAGCUCUCGCGACGGCUGUAUAAGCUCAUCAAGUCGGAGAACACCCUGGUAGGUGCGCACGAGACGGCCGGGCGGGAGCGCAUCUCGAUCGCCACGCAGCUGUCCGAGUGGGGCGAGCGGACGCCCGACCCGGCCGUCGCCGACCUUUCGGAUAAACUGGGCGUCAUCCUGGCCGAGAUGGGCGAGCAGGAGGAUGCAUACGCGCAUGCGAUCGAGGACAGCCGCUCCAUGCUCAAGCACAUUCGCAACACGGAGAGAAGCGUCCAGCCGAGCCGGGAGAACCGGGGAAAGCUGGUGGAUGAGAUUGCGCGGCUCAAGAGCAAGGAGCCGCAGAGCGCAAGACUGGUGAUCCUCGAGCAGGAGCUCGUCCGCGCCGAGGCGGAGAAUCUGGUGGCCGAAGCGCAGCUGUUCAAUAUUACAAGGAAAAGCCUCAAAGCAGCCUACGAAGCCGAAUUUCUCGCCACCAUUGAGCGUGCAGAGAAACAGAUCAUCCUCGCCCGACACGGCAGACGACUACUCGAACUUCUCGACGAGGAGGCAGUGGUCCCCGGAGCAGCCAUUCCCGAUUACCAUGGAGCGGCUGACAGCCGGCAGAUAGUGUGCGACUGCGAAGACGACCUCGGGAACUGGCGGCCAGAUUACCGCUUGGAGUCUGAGCAGGCGUCAUCAUCGACUCCGGCGAUGAGCGAGACCAACGGCAGCAAGAAGGAGACGGCCGCGUCUCCGGUGCCAGAAACCACCGCAGGUAAGGACGGCCCCAUCCAUGACCUUUCCCGGGGGCGGAAAACGGGAAAGCGAAUGAAGUGGCGUAGGUGGCCAGCCCACAUAGCAUUUCCAGCGCGGGCUACAUUUUUCGACACGACAGGAGAGCCUUUCCCGCCCGUCGCGAUGCUGUCCAGGCCAUCCACCACACGUUACAUUUGCCGAAGGUGUAACGACGUCGUCAAGAGGUCAAGGACAGCAGCGCGCUCAUAUACAAGCAUCAGCGGAUCCAAGCUCGACAUUUACGAUGUUGUCUGCGUAGGAGGUGGCCCAGCCGGACUUAGUUUGUUGACUGCACUAAGGGCGAACCCAGCUACCGCCGGACUCCGAGUUGCCCUCGUCGAGGCGCAGGAUCUCUCCAAGCUAAGAAACUGGAGCCUUCCCCCGAAUCAGUACUCAAACCGAUGCAGCUCUCUCACGCCAUCGUCCGCACAUUUUCUCGACUCGAUCGGCGCAUGGUCUCGCCUGGACCGGCAGCGCGUGCAGGCAUAUCAAGAGAUGCAGGUCUGGGACGGUGUCACGGGGGCACGCAUAGAAUUCGACUGGGCAGGAGGAUCGGCAGAGGCGGCGCGCGGCAACACCAUCGCCUACAUGGUGGAGAACCUCAACCUCACCUCGGGCCUGCUGCGGCGCCUAGAGGAGCUGGGCGGCGUCGAUGUGUUUGACAAUGCGAGCGUCGAAGACAUCGCGCUCGGCAAGGACACCGAGGAGAUGGACCUGUCCGAGUGGCCCGUCGUCAGCCUCGCGGGCGGCAGGCAGCUGUUUGCGAGAUUGCUCGUGGGCGCUGAUGGCGCCAACAGCCCCGUGAGGUCUUUUGCCGGCAUUGAGGCCAAGGGCUGGGACUAUGAUAGGCAUGGAGUGGUCGCCACCCUGAGGCUCGAAGACGACAUCGCGGCACACGACAGCAUGUACAGGGUUGCGUACCAACGUUUCCUGCCCUCGGGUCCGAUAGCCUCGCUCCCCAUGCCGGGUAAUUACUCCACAUUGGUGUGGUCUACGACACCCGCCUACGCGGCCCUCCUCAAGAGCCUCUCGCCAGCCGACUUCACCGCCAUGGUCAACGCUGCCUUCCGUCUGAGCCCCGUGGACCUGGAGUACAUGCACACGAUACCAUCCGGACAAGCCGACGAGCUGGCCUGGCGACUGCAGCACGCCACCGUUGACGCGCCGCCGUCACCGCGAGCGCUGCCCGCCCCGGUUGUGGAGGUGCAGGAGGGCUCGGUCGCGUCGUUCCCGCUCCGCAUGCGGCAUGCAGACACGUACGUUGGCGAGCGCGUGGCGCUGGUCGGCGACGCCGCGCACACGGUGCACCCGCUCGCCGGGCAGGGCCUGAACGCGGGCCAGGGCGACGUCGAGAGCCUCUCGCGGACCAUCGCCGAGGCCGUGGCGCACGGGCAGGAUCUUGGCACGCGCAUGUCGCUCGAGCCGUACGAGGCGGAGCGGUACGCGGCCAACCAUGUCAUCCUCGGGGUCUGCGACAAGCUGCACAAGCUCUACUCGGUCGGCAGCGGGCCGUUGGUGCCGCUGAGGUCGUUGGGCCUGAGUGCGGUCAACGCCGCGAGGCCGCUCAAGAACUUUUUUAUGAACCAGGCCGCCGGGAAUGGGUUCAAGCUGUUUUGA
Molecule: messenger RNA, 2511 nt
Organism: Pyricularia pennisetigena
Lineage: Eukaryota; Fungi; Ascomycota; Sordariomycetes; Magnaporthales; Pyriculariaceae
Exons: 5
Coding region: 307-2511 (734 amino acids)
Biological process (GO): ubiquinone biosynthetic process
Cellular component (GO): mitochondrion
Molecular function (GO): FAD binding; 2-octaprenyl-6-methoxyphenol hydroxylase activity; oxidoreductase activity, acting on paired donors, with incorporation or reduction of molecular oxygen, NAD(P)H as one donor, and incorporation of one atom of oxygen
Source: RefSeq, a predicted model, not a curated record